Vicia villosa (hairy vetch) is the source of this 690-nucleotide messenger RNA. Its product is annotated as E3 ubiquitin-protein ligase RSL1-like. The record is from RefSeq and is a predicted model, not a curated record. Bases 1 to 690 code for a protein of 229 amino acids. Lineage: Eukaryota; Viridiplantae; Streptophyta; Magnoliopsida; Fabales; Fabaceae. The transcript has 2 exons. Gene Ontology annotation, cellular component: cytoplasm; ubiquitin ligase complex. Gene Ontology annotation, biological process: ubiquitin-dependent protein catabolic process; positive regulation of proteasomal ubiquitin-dependent protein catabolic process; protein polyubiquitination. Gene Ontology annotation, molecular function: ubiquitin protein ligase activity; zinc ion binding; ubiquitin conjugating enzyme binding.
AUGUCUUCUCCUUCUUCUACUUCUCUUUCAACAAAGAGAAAGAAAGCAACCACCACUCAGUCCUCAAAAAGCAUAUGCGGUAUAUGCUUUGAUUCUGUAAGAGUCUCUAAAAUCUUCACAAACACUUCAUGCAACCAUCCCUUUUGUACUAACUGCAUAUCCAAGUAUGUCAAACUUCAAAGAAAAGACAAAGCGGUGAAACUCUACUGUCCAGAUCCACAAUGUUCUUUGAAACUCAAACCACAACAUUUGCAAUCCAUUUUACCUAAAGAGCUUAUUGUUGAAUGGGAAUCUGCAAUUUAUGAGUCUUCGAUUUCUUUGAAGCAAAAGAUUUACUGUCCUUAUAAGAAUUGUUCUCUUAUGAUGGUGAACGACGGGGUAGAAGUUGUUACAAGUUGUGAAUGUCCUUCUUGUCAUAGGCUAUUCUGUGCACAGUGUAAGGUUCCAUGGCACGCAGACAUGAGUUGCCGGAGAUUUCAGAAGUCGACAAAGGGUCAACAUGAAAAACAAUUGGAUGAGAAAUUUAUGGAAUUGGCUAAAAGAAAAAAGUGGCAGAAAUGUCCCAAAUGUUCUAUGCAUGUUCAGAGAAAUGGUGGAUGUGAACACAUAGCGUGCAGGUGUGGAUGUAACUUCUGCUACAAGUGUGGUAAGGAUUGGAUUCAUGGACAUAUAUGCAAAUAUUCGCGGUAA